CCUAAUACCUCUAAGCUUCACGCAUUAUACUCUCUUCUUUCUCUCACACACACUAACAGAAAAAGGAAAAGAUAGAACAACACAAUUUCUUCUAUUCUAAAGUUGUAUUCAUAGUACUUGAAGCGAAAUAAAGAGGGAGUUGGUUCAAGAGGACGUAACAAAUAAGGAACGCGUUAGGAAGCUACCUAAUAUUUUCUUUUCUAGUGCAAUUUUGAAUCGCCUUUGUUACUUUCCGCAAAGUGACAGUAGCAGCUUUUUCUUCUCUUAAACUCUUUCUGAAAAAAGGAUCUCUAUUAUUGAUGAAUAUUGCAUUACCAGAAAUGCUACAUAACAUCACUAGCAAUGGAAGCUCAGAAUUGAGCGUGCUUGAUAGAACGAAAUGGCAGGUGCAGCAACAAGAGAUGAGUUAUUUUAAUGGACAAAAUGAUCAACUCAUGAAUUCUUUUCAUCAAACGGCUGAAGCUCAACAAUUUCAUGGUCUGAUCAAUGUAAACGAUCAGAGUCUUAAUGAGCUUGUGACUCGGGCAAUAAAGCCAGACCCCUGUAUGGAGAACAGUUGGGGUGGUUUUGGGACCACUGGUACUAAUGGUUUUGAUUAUGUUCCAGUUGGAGUUGGACACGGAGGAAUGUCACACCCAUCUGAAAUGAACUAUGCUAUUUCAAGAACUACAAGUUGCCCGCCUACCAUGGCGGACAAUGUUGUUAAACCCAAAGACACUAGGCUGAGUUCUAACAGAGGCAGAGAGAGCUUCAAGAAAAGGAAAGCAGAUAAGAAUCAGCAUCUCAAGGAGGUUGCAGAAGAGGAAACCAAAGACAAGAAAUUGAAAGAAUGCAUCGAAGAGGAGGAUGAUUCUUCCAAGGUAACAACAGAGAAAAAAAGCAACAAAAGGAGUGCGACUAACAGUAGCAACAGUAAGGAAAAUUCUGAUACUUCAAAGGAGAAGUCCAAAAUUACCGAUGAUAAAAAGCUCGACUAUAUACAUGUCAGAGCACGUCGAGGUCAAGCCACUGAUAGUCACAGUUUGGCUGAAAGAGUAAGAAGGGAAAAGAUCAGUGAGAGAAUGAGAUUCCUGCAAGAUUUAGUACCAGGUUGUAACAAGAUAACAGGGAAAGCAGGAAUGCUAGAUGAAAUAAUCAACUACGUCCAAUCUCUCCAAAGACAAGUAGAGUUCCUAUCCAUGAAACUAGCUGCUGUUAAUCCAAGGCUUGAUAUCGAUGCAGACAAUUUCUUCAACAAAGAUAUAUUUGCAACUAGCACGUCUACUUUUUCCGCAGUGGGAGCUGGAACAUCAUCUGAAAUGCUUAGUAUGGCCCAACGCCAGUUCAAUUCAUUGCAGCAAAUAAUGUCAAGUUCUGGAUUAGAAAUGGGUAUUGUAAAUCUAAACGAAAUGGCACUACGUAGAACCACUAGCGCUCCUGUACCAAUUCCUGAAAUGUUUCUCGACUCAUCAAGUAUCAAUCAAGUUCAGAGCUUUCAAACUUGGAACACUGAUUUAGAUAACAUGUAUGCAAUGGAGCUUCAACAAGGAAGAUCAGCACAGUUUCUUCCCCAUCCGUGUACAGUUGUAUCUGGGCAAUUAGCGUGCUCUUCAACUAUUCCACGAGUAUCCACCAAUUACUAUCACCCACAUAUCGGGUAAUUACUAACCAACAAGUCGUACGCAUAUUGAAAGAAAUCAGUAAGUGUUCUUUCUGCCUGUACUGAAUUUGAACCUUUGUCCACACUUAAAGGGACCUAUGGCCCUUAUCAAUCUGAAAUUUAACACCAACACCAGAAUAAUCGCAGUUAGGCUUUUGUUCAAGUAUUGAAGUUUAAAAAUGACCACUGUGCAGGUUUUGCUGAAGCUGGACAUGACCUGAAGAUGGAAAUGUGACCUUAUAAUUCUAGACAUAUUCAAGAUCCUUGAUAUGACUUCACCUCAGAUGUCAUGGAUCCUGAUUCUUUUUUUCCAAGUACAUAACAUAGUAUAUUAUGUAAGUAAAUGUUGCAGUUCAAGAGUAUCAAAGCAAUACUAUGACACUGUUCAUUGGAAAUCAUAUCUUCUCUAUCACAGUUGAUCAAAACACAAUUGCAGCCAAUAGAAUAAAGAAGCUAGAAAAGAAGUUUAAAAUUUUGGAAAAUUGUAUAUACAUAAAUCUAAUUUCCAUCUAUAUAUAUUAUAUAUAGAGGCACACAAAAUCAAUUCCUGGAGAUGUAAAUGAAAGAAACUGCAUCAGAACAGAAGCGCAAAAUUUGUUCCUUUUU
Molecule: messenger RNA, 2245 nt
Organism: Solanum lycopersicum (tomato)
Lineage: Eukaryota; Viridiplantae; Streptophyta; Magnoliopsida; Solanales; Solanaceae
Source: RefSeq, a predicted model, not a curated record